UCAGUUAUUAAACCUACAAAAAUGCCUAAAACCGCCAUUCUCCUCUGCAUUGCAUCUCUCAUUUCAACAAUGUGGCCGGCUGCCGCCAGAAUUCCUGGCAUCUACUCCGGCGGUCCAUGGGAGAGUGCCCACGCCACGUUCUACGGCGGCUCUGACGCCUCCGGCACAAUGGGUGGAGCUUGUGGGUAUGGGAAUUUGUACAGCCAGGGGUAUGGAGUGAACACGGCGGCGUUGAGUACGGCGCUGUUCAACAAUGGGCUGAGCUGUGGUGCUUGUUUCGAAAUUAAAUGUGCGAAUGACCCAAGAUGGUGCCAUUCCGGCAGCCCGUCGAUUGUUAUUACGGCUACUAAUUUCUGCCCUCCCAACUUUGCUUUGCCCAGUGAUAAUGGCGGGUGGUGUAAUCCUCCUCGCCCGCAUUUCGAUUUGGCUAUGCCUAUGUUUCUCAAGAUUGCUGAGUAUCGCGCCGGAAUAGUUCCCGUCGCCUACCGCCGAGUGGGAUGUCGUAAACCGGGAGGGAUCCGGUUCACAAUCCACGGGUUCAGAUACUUCAACUUGGUCUUAGUGACCAACGUGGCGGGUGCAGGAGAUAUCGUGAAGGUGAGCGUGAAAGGCACGCGAACCGGGUGGAUGAGCAUGAGCCGUAACUGGGGUCAAAACUGGCAGUCAAACGCCGUUUUAGUGGGUCAGGCCUUGUCUUUUAGAGUCACCGGCAGUGACAGACGGACCUCCACCUCCAUCAACGUCGCACCCUCUGAUUGGCAGUUCGGCCAAACCUUCACCGGCAAGAAUUUUAGGGUUUGAAUCACAACCAAAGAGGAUUCAGAUUAUGACGUGGCCUCCUCAAGUUUUUGACUAUCAAAGUAAAUAUUUUAGGGCUGACGUGGCUGAACAAAAGUGUGGCCCACAGUCCUACAUUAUUAUUAUUAUUAUUAUUAUCAAUAUUAUAAUUUUCUAAUAUAAUGUUUUUAUUUUUAUUAC
Cucumis sativus (cucumber) is the source of this 978-nucleotide messenger RNA. Its product is annotated as expansin-A4-like. Gene Ontology annotation, biological process: plant-type cell wall organization. Lineage: Eukaryota; Viridiplantae; Streptophyta; Magnoliopsida; Cucurbitales; Cucurbitaceae. The record is from RefSeq and is marked provisional. Gene Ontology annotation, cellular component: extracellular region.